UGUGAACGAAAAGAGCUCCUUUCUGCGGGUCAAAUUUGUCCAACGGCGACGGCACCAACAAUACCCUCUUAAAGAGAUACAAAACGAACAGGAAUUGCUCUGCAACUUGUGUACAAGUCUUAGAGAGAGAAAGAGGAGAGGGUCGAUUGGGUCUUCAAUGGAGACGGUGUUGGAGGAGAAGUGCAGAAAAGUGAUCCUCUCUUCUCUCAUCCCUGUAGUGCGAGGGCCGGAGCUAGAGAGAGAAACAGGAGAGAGAAGGAGGGGGAGAGAUGUAUUGAUAUGCAUAGAUCACAGCCCGAACAGCAAGCACGCUUUCGAUUGGGCCAUCGUUCACUUUUGCAGGCUCGCCGACACUCUCCACUUGUUCCAUGUUGUUUCAAGUGUAAAUAACGAGGCAGUGUAUGAAGCAACGCAGGCUUUGAUGGAGAAACUCGCUUGAGAAGCCUUCCAGGUGGCCAUGGUAAAAACAUUGGCCAGGGUCGGGCAAGGGGAAGUUGGUAAAGCCAUUUGCAAAGAAGCUACAAGGAUCAAACCUGCUGCUGUAGUCAUGGGAACCAGAGGCAGAGGCCUAAUAAAGAGUGUUUUGCAGGGUAGUGUGGGCGAGUAUUGCUUCCAUAACUGCAAAUCAGCACCAAUUAUAAUUGUCCUUGGGAAAGGUGCUGGAGAGUUAUCUAUUUGAUAAAAAUAAGCUUGACUAUAUUUAAGGGUAUUUUGGGUAUUAGAUUUAAAUAUAAAAGACAUUUUGGGAAAGUUAUGUUAAGGGUAAUUUUGAAAUGAUGUAAAAAAAUUAUGUAGAGUUCCAAGAUCACAAUUCCAAGAUUAAGAGAGAGUAAUUCCAAGAUUGAGAGAAAAGAGUUCCAAGAUUGAGAAAAAGGAGUCCAAAGAAUGCAAUAAUGUAUGCAAACUUGAAUUGGAAAUGAGUGAAGUCUAGAAUUUUUUUGAAUAAUCUUGUAAUUUCGUCCAAGCAUAUAGGUUGUAAGUUAUGAGAGGGAAAUCAUCACAAGAAUAGUGUAGAAAGAGUCUAGAAAGCUCCUAAGUGGUAUAUAUAUAUAUGUACUAUAUUUUUGUAAAGAAAUUGUGUUGAAUAGA
Messenger RNA from Amborella trichopoda, 1089 nucleotides. The record is from RefSeq and is a predicted model, not a curated record. NCBI's taxonomy places the organism in Eukaryota, Viridiplantae, Streptophyta, Magnoliopsida, Amborellales, Amborellaceae.